Messenger RNA from Gryllus bimaculatus (two-spotted cricket), 1174 nucleotides. The record is from the annotation of a GenBank genome assembly. NCBI's taxonomy places the organism in Eukaryota, Metazoa, Arthropoda, Insecta, Orthoptera, Gryllidae.
AUGGCAAUUCUCGGAACCUUGAUUUCAUUCCAAGUCAUCGACUUUUGCGGGAUAAAUGUUGCCAAAAUUGCCGAUAAAGAAUUCAAUGAAAUAAACUCAUACGAACUUUGGUUUGAGCCGACAGAUGUUCACAAAGCUGCUAAAGCUUUUCAGACAGACUUGUGGAAAACUAUUAGUGUUGCAUCUCCAAACUUAAAUGAGCUAAGAACUAUGAUUUCAGAAAUUGCAGAUCCUGGAGACCAAGAAUAUAGUGAACUAGCACCUGAAUUGGAAGCGUGGUUCCUAUCUAAAAAGUUGCUUGCUCAGUCGCCAUCAUUGACGUUAUUGGUAACUCUGGGGCCACGAGGGGUGUUGGUAGUGCGACAUGGUGGACCUGAAGAACCAUUUUUUAUCCCACGCGACCGUAUUGAUGCGAAUACCGAACUAAGUGCUCGUUUGUAUCCAGCUCUCCCGCCUCCCUCUGAGACCAAUCUAAAUGAAUCCGGAGCAGGCGAUUGCUUGGCAGCUGGUGUCAUUGCUAGAGCUCUGCGCGGUUGCAGUGAGACACAGGCAAUUGCAGGAGGCCUUGCAGCUGCUCUUGCGUCGCUCGUAUCACCGUACGCAGUACCUGACAAAUUUCCAGAUCCUCAUAUAAUCGAAAAAGCUCCUUAUCAUACAAUAUCUUAAUUAUUUAUAUGUCCUUCAAUUGAACAAUGCUUAUAUCAGCUUACUCAAAUUAUUUUCAAACAGGAUCUUACAAGCUUUUUCUCUAGAAGUCUUUGGUGAAGACAAGAGAAAUUUCGACUCUUUUCUGUUCAAACUGUCUCAAUAGGCUAUUCUUCUAUAUUUUUUAAUUUUAAUUGGCUUUGUACGGUGUGCGAUGUGUUAUCACUGAAAUUCCAUGACGUCUCUCUUCUACUGUAUUUCUGUAAUAGAGAGUUUAUUUAUUACAUCUUACUGUACCAUAUGUACGUCUGAUUAAGAAAAACGACAUUUUGUACUAUUCAUUAUUGUAUGUUGUUUGUCCGUUAUCUAUGUUGUGAAACAGUCGUUUAUGUAGAAAGUUUGUUUAUCCUUUGUAUAUACAUGCUCAAUAUUUGUGCAAUAAGGUUUAUAAGAAAUAUAUUGAAGAUAUAUUUUGUAAUUUAUGGAUUUCAGCACUCACUGGUACCUACGAUCAAAGCCUACGUGAAUG